AUGGAGACCUAUGCACACAUGGGUUGUGUUCUGAAAGUGAAUGCGGGUUGUGAGGCAUGUAAGAUUAAGGUGAUGGAAGUUUUGGGUUCCGUUUGUGGGACGGCAAAAGUUACUGGGGAGGUGGAACCAAAUGUGCUUCUUAGGGCAUUAGCGGCAUCGGGGAAGCAUGCAGAGCUGGUGUGGGUGAAGAUCAAAAGUCAGCCACCACAACUACCACUGCCGCCGGCAGGUCAAUACGGAGGAUAUGAUCCAUAUGGUUAUAAUAGAUCAAUAAUAGAUCAACCACCCUAUGGCAUCGGGUGUAGAUCAUCAAUAGAACAACCCUAUGGUCCAUAUGGUUAUAAUAGAUCAUUAAUAGAUCAACUACCCUACCAAUACAACCAAUACAGAAGGGCAAUGCCUGAACGUCAUGCAUAUUGGGGUGGUGGUACUGCAGGUACAAACCAACACUACCAACACUACCCCUUGAGAAGGCCUUCAACACAGAUGCCUCCAUAUCCAUAUCAUGGGCUUUCACCACAGAUGCCUCCAUAUCCAUAUCAUGGUACCUACUAUAAUUAG
This is a messenger RNA of Cornus florida, 561 nucleotides long. RefSeq lists its product as uncharacterized. The transcript has 3 exons. Bases 1 to 561 code for a protein of 186 amino acids. The record is from RefSeq and is a predicted model, not a curated record. Lineage: Eukaryota; Viridiplantae; Streptophyta; Magnoliopsida; Cornales; Cornaceae.